AUGGAGUCACCUGCGGUGUACUGUGCCUGCGACACAGCCGGUUCUUCGCAGAAUGUGUGCGAUGAGUGGUGGGGGGGACUGACACAUCAGCGAAGAAAGAUCACACAAGAGGUCGCGGUUGCGUUCGACCCGCCUCCCAGCCUCAAAGGAAACACCUCCAAAGACGCAGAAGAAGAAGGGACACAAGUAGCGAGGCACGCCGACACCGCUCCACAGAACAUGCUUCGCCUUCAUGCCAUGCACCGCCGCCGCCUCUACAAGCAGUACGCGCUCGAUCUCUCCUACCUGGCGGACACGCAUGCCUAUUACCAGCUAAUGAUGUGGUGCCACGACCACCACGUUUUCAUCCACCCGAGUGUGGAGAUGACGCGUCACCGCACCGCGUAUCGCGAGCACGUUUUUCGCGUCAAGGCGGACGUGGCGCCGUACACGCCGCUGCUCGCCAUCCCUGAGAACUUGGUCAUCGGCUUCAAGGACGCCAACACGGAGGCCGGCAGCGACGGGGCAGACGGGGAUGACCGCAACAACCUGUACGACGCCAAGCGCGAGGCGGAGUUCCACAAGCUGAACACCGGCGACAACGCCGACACCGACAUCUGUCAGUUCUUCUUCGCCUCGCUUGGGAUGAUCGUAUCGGAUCUGAUCACUGCGCGGAGUAGUCCGCUGACGGACCCGCGCUUCCUCUUUGCCGAGUUGCUGGGGAAGGUCUCGACGCUGCAGAAUGCGCCGUACUUCGAGGACGACGUCGUCUUCGACCCGAACGAGCCCGGCCUCGCGGACAUUCUGUUGCAGAUGAUUCGCAACUACGUGAACGGCGGCCCGCUCGUGAACAAAGUCCCGCCCGAUGACCUGCGGUGGGCGGUGAGUUUGUCCCUGUCCCACUCGACGCCGCUGUCCAUCGGCGCGGUGCGCUCGAUCGGAAUCGUGCCCGUGGUGCACCUCUUCCCGCACGGCGGCACGGCCACCAACACCUACAUCGUGGCCCGAACCGCACGCGACCGCUGCGCGGAGAAGAUGAACGCCUUCUUUCGCCACACCUUCCACUACGACUUUCAGGCGCAAGCGGCGGGCAAGUGGAUCUUCGUGGUGCCAGAGCGCGCGUUAAAGGCGGGGGAGGAGAUUUGCCUGCAGGCAAUGGCGCCGGUCUGCGAGAAAGACAGCGAGGCGGCGCAGAUGUGGCGGCUGUCCUGCGGUACAGCGCCUGAGUCGUAUCUGAGCAGCGCGGAUGUGUACGCCCGUCAGGCGGCGGUGACAGACGCUGUUAUCCGUCAAGGUGAGGCGCUCUGGAAGGCUGAUCGAGCCGCUGGUGGUCUGUGCAGUUGA
Molecule: messenger RNA, 1323 nt
Organism: Leptomonas pyrrhocoris
Lineage: Eukaryota; Euglenozoa; Kinetoplastea; Trypanosomatida; Trypanosomatidae
Exons: 1
Coding region: 1-1323 (440 amino acids)
Source: RefSeq, a predicted model, not a curated record